GCGCACCCCACCCCCUUCCCUCUGCCGCGCACGCAGCGCCGCGGCCCCUGUCAGAAGCCGCGGGAUCCGCCCCAGAGAAGCAGGGCCGACUUGCACCCAGGACCCUGGGCCUCCGCCUCCCCUCCUGCCUCGGAGAAGCAUCCGGCCCUCCCCAGCUCCUGAAGAGAGGCGCGGGCUGGCCGGACGUCCCGACAAGGCCGGCCGCUCCUGGCCACGUCCCGGCCCGGCCCGGGCGCGCGGAGGAGCUGGGCCAGGGCAGGCGUUCGCUCCGGCUCUCUCGCCGGCGCGCCGCAGCCCGGCGGCUGCUCCGCCUGCAGCUGGGUGGCGACGCCUUCCUCCGUAGACGCUUCCCGCGGCAUCCGCAACUUCACUCUGCUCCAGACACCGGAGCGAGCUUGCCAUCAGGUCCUCCCGGCACGGCUCGAACAUGCUGGACGGCCUGAAGAUGGAGGAGAAUUUCCAAAGCGCCAUCGAGACCUCAGCCUCCUUCUCCUCGCUGCUAGGCAGAGCGGUGAGCCCCAAGUCUGUCUGCGAAGGCUGUCAGCGGGUCAUCUCGGACAGGUUCCUGCUGCGGCUCAACGACAGCUUCUGGCACGAGCAGUGCGUUCGGUGCGCCUCCUGCAAAGAACCCCUUGAGACCACCUGCUUCUACCGCGACAAGAAGCUUUACUGCAAGUAUGACUAUGAGAAGCUGUUUGCUGUCAAAUGCGGGGGCUGCUUUGAGGCCAUCACCCCCAACGAGUUUGUUAUGCGGGCCCAGAAGAGCGUAUACCACCUGAGCUGCUUCUGCUGCUGUGUCUGCGAGCGGCAGCUUCAGAAGGGCGAUGAGUUUGUCCUGAAGGAGGGGCAGCUGCUCUGCAAAGGGGACUAUGAGAAGGAGCGGGAGCUGCUCAGCCUGGUGAGCCCCGCAGCCUCAGACUCAGGCAAAAGCGACGAGGAGGAGAGCCUUUGCAAGUCUGCCCCGGGGGCAGGGAAGGGAGCCUCUGAGGACGGCAAGGACCACAAGCGCCCCAAACGCCCCAGAACCAUCCUGACCACCCAGCAAAGGAGAGCGUUCAAGGCCUCGUUCGAAGUCUCCUCCAAGCCCUGCAGGAAGGUGAGGGAGACUCUGGCCGCGGAGACGGGGCUGAGCGUCCGAGUGGUGCAGGUGUGGUUCCAGAACCAGAGGGCUAAGAUGAAGAAGCUGGCCCGGCGGCAGCAGCAGCAGCAGCAGGACCAGCAGAACACGCAGCGGCUGAGUUCUGCUCAGACAAAUGGUGGCGGGAGUGCUGGGAUGGAAGGGAUCAUGAACCCCUACACGGCUCUGCCCACCCCGCAGCAGCUGCUGGCCAUCGAGCAGAGCGUCUACAGCUCCGACCCCUUCCGACAGGGCCUCACCCCACCCCAGAUGCCUGGAGAUCACAUGCACCCUUAUGGUGCUGAGCCCCUGUUCCAUGACCUGGAUAGUGACGACACUUCCCUCAGUAACCUGGGUGACUGUUUCCUAGCAACCUCAGAAUCCGGACCCCUGCAGUCCCGAGUGGGCAACCCCAUUGACCACCUGUACUCCAUGCAGAAUUCGUACUUCACCUCUUGAGUCUUCCCAGCGUCUGUGGCUAGGCUCCCACGUGGAACCACCAUAUUCUGUGAGGGGCCGCUGGCUUUAGGACGGGGAGGCCAGGGCAGAGGUGGGCUGGGGAGGGAGGUGUGUGGGGUGCUGUCGUAUAAUGAUUUGGCGUAGCUCAGCAUUUCCAAAGACUGAGUGUGUUACGGAUCGCCUAGUUCAGUGUUUCUAAUAAGAGUCUUAGGAUUAGAUAGGAAGAUGUGCUUAUCAUUAAGGACAGGGACUUUAAUAUAGACACUCAAGCAAGUUAGAUGCCUAGGGCUCCCAACAACUUCCCGCAGUUUGGGGAAGCUCUUGUGAAGAGGUGCAUAUAUCUGUCUGUCUGUACACCCACGACAGACAGACAGACAGCUGUGUGCGUGAUUGCAUAACCUUUCAUACCUUGUCAUCAAAGUUUAUUCAUAAUUAUAACAGACCCCAACUGUACAGCAAAAGUAACUUUAUUUUCAGUGUGAACUAUAUUUAAGGAAAUGCUUGAUGCACUUAAGUUAUAAAAUGAGAUAAUUUACUUUUUAUAAGCUUUAUUUCUAGUUUGAAGAGAUCUGUCAGCAGGGCGGAGAGGCUGCCUCCUGCCCCGUGGUGCCGGAGCCCGUCUGCUCCAGAGCCUGCGAGCCUGGGAAGCAGCUCCCUGUGCUGCCAGUCUCCUCCAGAGGAGUCCUGCUCCCUGGGGUCCAAUCACUGGGUCUGGGGGGUGGGGACAGAACAAUCUCUGAUCACGUUCUUAGAAGCCAUGUGGCUGGAUUCUUGGGCUUUCCCUCAGAUUCUGACAUGCUGCUGGGCGGUUGGGGGCCCUCAGCAUUCACAAGUGUGGGUGAGGCUGACCAUGUGGACCUACCUCCCUGGGGACACUGAGGUGCCAGGACACGUAGUAGGGCUGCAGCCCAGAUCUGGUAUUUGUUUAAAAUAGAAGCAGCUCACCGACUUGGUGCAGCAGGCUGCCUGGGACUGCAGGCAGGAAGGCCUCUGUGUCACAGCUGAGGGUGGCAGGCCCGCCCGUACCUCUGCGAAGCCCAUACUGGCAGAGCUGGCAGCUCGGGAGGAGGCUGGCGUCCUUCAGUGGCACAGGCUCAGGACCAGGGGACAGAGCAGGCGUGGUGGUGUGCCAGAGCAGGGGCUGGCCAGCUAUGUCCUGAGGGCCUGCUUCCUGGUUUUUAAGGUGGCAUUUAAAUAAGAGAGAGGAUAUGUGUCAGGCUGGGUGGCCCGGAAAGCUGGACAUGCUGCCUGUAGCAUCUGGCUCUUUGUGGCAGCGUUUCGAGGCCCCUGUCGUCCAGGUGCUGUUUCUGCACAGCCCGUGGUGCUCUCCAAGGCUGGGAGGACCUGUGAGAUGGGGGUCUGCCCAGCCCGCAGCAGCCCUGUGCACGGGGCUUCUACUCCCUGGUCUCCAGCGGGUGCUGGGAAGGGUCUUCUGUGCUAGGAGGGCUUCUGGGAACCAGAGAGGGUGGGCUAGACUCUUCUGAGGGGCUGUAACAGGUGUGGUCCCUCUGCGGGGACAUCACUGGAGCCUGGCACACAGCCACAGGUCCCUUCCACUCCCUGUGAGCUGGAGCGAGCAUGUCCCUUAAGGUAGAGUCUGUGUCCUGUGAUUUUUGUGCCCUCGUGUAUGAUUUAUGCAAACCACCAAGUCAGCCACACCAGUGUGACCGGCGAGAGCUCGCAGAUGCUGGACAGCCCAGGGUUCUUUGUGAAGCUCAGCUGGAGGGCGUGGCCGACAUCAUGUGAGUGAACAGGAACACGGGUCAACCGCACUUCCUCCUGGCCACGGUGAAAUUAAAGACCUCUUGUAAAUGAGCUGUGUUCAUUCCAGGGCGGGAGGGCAGCAGGGCCGGGGCUCCAGAGUGGUGUCUAUGGGGCCCAGGGCACGGCCUGACCCGAAGCUUUUAGCAAACAUAAGGGGUGGCCAAAGCAAAGCCCGGGGAAGGCCUCCCGCUCCCUGGGGCGAGGGCACAGCCUCACAGGCCCCGGAGGCAGAGGUGUGGUCAUUCUGGCUUCAUGUUCCCUGGCACAGAGCAGCGUGCACUCCUGCCAUGAGAACGCUGGCUUGGCUGUGAGGGUGGGCCUCGGGGCAGCCUUCUUGCCCAGGACUGGAGGCCGACACCGGCCAGGACGGGAGGGCAGAGCUCCAGUCACCUGCAGUGUAGAGAACGGGCAGGCCAUGACCAAGAGGGACACGAGUAGGAGCUCCGAAUGCUGCAGGCCCCAGGAGCGUGCUCAAAGGGGACCCUGCUUUCUGUUUUCUCACCACCUUUAAUUAUGCAAACCUGUCUCCCCCGGGGCUCACCACUGCACUGGGGCUUGGGAGGAGGGAGAUGAGUCACAGACCAGGGAGGCCUGUGUCUGUCCCCAGCCUCCGUGGGCCUCAGCUCCCAGCUCCAGCUUCCAGAGCAGCUAGGAGUGGACAUUUACCCACAGACACCUGUGUGUCCUUCAGGACCAGGGCCUGGCCUACCUGAGGAGCCGGUGGGGCCGCACAGGUGUCCAUGGGGAGCGGACUGCUGCUGCCUCAACCAGACCUUAGGGUUUACAGUGUAGGCGCAGUGGAGAUGUGGGCUUGUCCUCAGGUGAAGUCCAGGCCUGUCUGUGAGGGCCCCUCUCCCCUGUGCACAGUGAGUGCUGUACAGGGCUCCCACCCUCUCCCCGUCGACUGGCUGCCCUUCUUUCCUUUGCCCUCUGAGUGGAUGCCUCUAGACCUGGGCCACAGCCCCUUCACCUGUGUGCUGUGUGGCCUUGGGCUGCUUCAUGCCCUGAGCUGGCUUCUGUGUGGGUGCAGGGAUGGCCCAGCUCCUCCCUCAGAGGGCAGGGGUGAGCCUGCGAGCUCCAGCCCUGCCCUGGGGGGUAGCCUUGGUGCCCUGCUGUGGGCCGGGCCUGUUCUAGGUGUGGUCGCUGACCAGGUGAAUGGAACCUCAGAUCAAGGGUAAAGACACGAGGCCCUGGCCCCCCUGACCCGA
Messenger RNA from Ictidomys tridecemlineatus (thirteen-lined ground squirrel), 4548 nucleotides. The record is from RefSeq and is a predicted model, not a curated record. NCBI's taxonomy places the organism in Eukaryota, Metazoa, Chordata, Mammalia, Rodentia, Sciuridae.